UCUACAGACUCGUCUGUAACAGAAUUUUGGGAAUGGUGCCGGAAUCAGUUGAGGGCGUUUUACAACACCAUGUGUCAAGUGAAAAUAACACCAUGGGACCCAGACAACACGGUACACAUUAAUAGCAUUUACAUACAAGUAACGUUUUUACAAGACCACAGGAAACCUGACGGGACAACGAAAAAAAAGCUGGGAGACAGCAGUGAAGUAUUUGAAGGUGACGAAGAUCAUCCCAUCCGUAGACGAAUUCUGGUGUAUGGAAGACCUGGAAUAGGAAAGUCUACUUUCACUCAAAAAGUAGCUGUGGAUUGGGCAAAUGGCAGAACGAAGAUCUUCGAAAAGUUCAAUCUUUUACUGUUAAUCAGGUUACGAGACGUUUGUGGUAUUUCGGACCUCUGUACCAUGUUAAAAACAGCGGAACUGUUGUCUGCUGAUGACCCGAUGGCAGUCAAUAACUUGUGUGAAUAUGUCCGUCAGAACCAGGAGAAAGUGCUGCUCAUUUUGGAUGGAUAUGAUGAGUACAGCGGUGGAAAAUCAUCCCUAAUUCACCAAAUUUGGAGAGGCAGUCAACUGAGAGACUGUUGUGUAAUGAUCACAACGCGGCCAGUGAAAGAGGAUGAGCUUAGAGUGCCAAGUCACGCUCAGUUUGAACUUAACGGGUUCGAUAGCUGGGAACAGAAGAAACAGUUUGCAAGUAAGAUUCUUUCUGAUGAGGAAGAUGUUGAAGGGCUACUUGAAUACCUAAGAAAGCAUGACCUCGUGGAGAUGGCAGAGAUUCCACUAUUAUUGUUGAUGUUGUGUCUUCUGUGGAAAAAGAAAAAACCUCAAUUACCAACGUCUCGUGGCGAAAUUUACGUAGAAUUUAUUCAGACUCUCUUGGAUCAUAUGGCUAUUAAAGACUCAGACAACGUCGCCACAGAUAAAAGCAUAGAUGAAUAUCAAGAGGAACUUUCCAAAAUAGGAAAACUUGCAUUCGAUGCUCUUUUGGAGGACUGCCUUCAUUUUAACUUCAGUAAAUUUCCGCCUAGUGAUCUCUUCGAGAAGCUUAUUCAUGUCGGUUUUUUCCAAGUUUCCAAACUUUCUGCUUUGAACCGUGAGAAGAUCGUGUCUUUUCUUCACAAGUCCGUUCAGGAGUUUCUUGCCGCUUGGUUCAUCGUUCAAGAAGCGAAGGUUAAGAAGAAUGAAACCGUCACCUGCUUGUCAGGAAUGGAUACGUUUAAAAAAUCAAGGAAGAUGGCUGAAGUUCUAAAAUUCGUUUGUGAGUUGUCAUCAGAAGCUGCUGGCAUUGUUUUUGAUCAUCUACGUUAUGUCGGAGAGAAAGAAGGUCUCACAAAUUACAAUUUUACUCGGACGCCUUCUGUCGAAGAUUUGUCUCAUGCACAAAAGUGGUUUAUUCUAUUCUGUGUCGAUUGUUUGUUCUGUUGUCCGGCCUCAGACAGACUAGCUGUGUAUUCUGCAUUUCUCUCAUGUGUUAACCAUGUUGUAAUACUUGAUGAGGAACACUCGUCUACUGCUGCCAAAACGCACUUCUUCAAAGACACCACCAGCUUUCCGAACUAUUUAUUUUACUUUGGUCGGAACACUUAUUAUGAUGAUCUUCUAUCCAUAUCGUUUGACUUGAACGCGGUCGUUUUAACGUGCUCUGGAGAAAUUGAAGAUGUAAAAAAAUACGCCGAUUUACGCGAUGCAGACUUUUUCCUCAAAAAAAGCGAAAAGAGAAACUUUAUCUAUCUUCGUCGCAUAACAGAUGCUGUACUUCACUCUAAACUGAUUUCUGAAUUGAUCUCAGCGCCGGUUUGUCCUUCUCAGCCACCUGUGGAUAAUCUGGGAAAGAAUGAAGACAACAACAUUGCGCUUUCUUUGACUGAGAACAGAUCUGACCAGACACAACAACAUUGUGUGUCACUGGUGAAAGACGUUUUUUUAUUCUUGAGAACAGUUGAGGAUUUUGUUCUGUUGAAGAACUUGUUGCCUUUAUUAACAGCUCCUCGAGAUAUUGAAAUAGGGAGGAUCAAGACAUAUGCCUUGGAAGGUAUUUCGAUUGAGAGCGCGAUUUACGGAAUUAAUUUUACUGACAAUCUCCACAAAUUAAUUCUUCACAAUUUCAAUCUAACAGGAAAGUGUGCUGCUUUUAUUGCUGAGUCACUGCACCACUCUCCAAACUUGCAUGAGCUCUACUUGUCAAGGAACCCCUUACACAGCGGUGUGAGUCAUUUGGCUGAGAAUCUUCAUCACGUGCCACAGUUGACUGCGUUAGAGUUAGUUGAAGUACAAAUGGGAGAAAAGGAAUGUGCUGCACUGGCUUCCUCACUACAGUACUUAAACAAGUUAAAAAUACUGUCUAUAUCAGAAAAUGCAUUGGGUCACGGGAUUAUUGAACUGGCCAAGAACCUGAACAGUGUACCCAAUCUGACUUGGCUGAAACUAUCGGAUACAAAUAUAGGUGAAGAUGAAGCAUCAGCACUGGCUUGUGCACUAAAGGAUGUACCAGAGCUGAUCAUUCUUAGUCUAGGGUCCAAUCCACUUGGCAGAGGAGUCAUGGACCUGGUCCAGCAUCUCUGCAGUGUUCCUAAGCCGAAGGAGGACCUAUCCCCGUGCCUGGAUGGUGUUCAAAUGACAAAGUUGACUGAAUUAGAGUUACGGGAUGUACAAAUGGGAGAAAAGGAAUGUGCUGCACUGGCUGCCUCAUUACAGUACUUAAAGAAGUUAAAAGAACUGGAUAUGUCAGACAAUGUACUGGGUCACGGGAUUAUUGAACUGGCCAAGAACCUGAACAGUGUACCUACUCUGACCUCACUGGACCUGGGGAACACAAAUAUGGGUGAAGAUGAAGCAUCAGCACUGGCUCGUGCACUGAAGGAUGUACCAGAGCUGAGAUCUCUUAGAUUAGGGUUCAAUCCACUUGGCAGAGGAGUCAGGGACCUGGUCCAGCACCUCAGCAGCGUUCCUAAACUGAUGCUCCUGUAUCUGGAUGGUGUUCCGAUGACAAAGACAGAGGUUAAAAUGCUGUUUUCAGCCUUAAAUGGAAGAGAAAUUUCAUUGGAUAGCGAUUACCAUGUAAGUGUCUCGUUCUUGUUUCACUUAGUCGUAUCUAAUUUUUAUUUUGGUUCUCUUCAGAUUACACUCGUUAUUGUUUCCAGCAAGUUGCUUUGGAGACAAUUUAUUGGAGUAGUCUGCAUGGGACAGAAUGUAGACAUUAGGAACAGUCACUGUUUUCGACAUUUACUAUUUCUAUGUUGUGACAACAGGAGCCAUUGUUGGGGAUGGCGGAGACCGUAAACAGCCCAUGUUAAGUACUUUAAUGGUUCAUGUAUUGCUUCUUUGACUAUGGUUUCCAGAAAAAUAUGUUUAAGAUUAAAUUAAGACAGAAACAAAUUUAGCUUUGAAAACUUUGAUAUUAUUUAUUUACAGACAGUAGUUUCCAGUAUAGUGGAUGCUUGAUUACUGAAACUUCAUUGAAAACUUUGGGAGUUCGAUUCCUUCGAGUUCAUUCGAUUAGCCCUUCGGUUUUGGCGAAAUCUUGUAGAGAAAUCUUUUGAAGCUAUGCCUUACAUAAGAGAGAGAAAAAAAGAUGAAUUGUGAGAAUUUUUCUGGGACCAAACUUCUUUGCGCAAUGUUCAUUUUUGAAAUUUUUUGGCUUGUGUUGUUAUCAUGGGAUGCUUUUAUUUGGGUUUGAUUAUGUGACCUGAAAUUACUGUGAACCCAUAUAUGCUUUGGAUUUGAUGACGUUGUUCCCUACAAUCUGUACCAGUAUCUAUUCGCUUUUAUUAACAGGAAGCGUUAACCCAAGAAAAUAGAAAGAACCAAACAAAAAGGUUUUUUCUUGUGUUAAAUCCAAAUGCGUGUUUUGAAAAGUGAAAGUCAUGUUGGUUCUAUUGUCAUAAAUUUACGUUUUAAAGGUUUGUACUGAUGAUAGGAAAUAAUUCACCAAAAGUUGUAGGUUAAAAUAUUAACAUCCAAAAAGAAACUGACACGGUGCUAUAAUUUACUUGCACUUAAAUGGUUUCAUUCUUCUUAUUUAUCAGUUGGAUUCUUUUUGUCUUUAGCUGCACUGCCCAUGUUGAGUAAAUCCAUCAGAUGCUCGUAGGGCCCUCGGUCGCCUUUGUCAUAGAAGCCUAUUUUUUUUUUCUUUUAAGAAAAAUUAAAGAAAAACAUUGUAAAUAGCGAAUUUGUUAAAAUGACUAUUUCAAACCUUACACUCUAAAACCUUUUUGGUGUGUUAAACGAAAAUAUAACAUAGAAUAAAGAGCAAAGUACUCCGGGGUUGGUAAUAAGGCAAAAAGAGAUAAUAGCGAGAAGGAAUUGGAAAAGAAGACAGGCGGGCACAAAAUACAAUGGAUAAAUAUAUAUAUAUAUAUAGAUAUAUAUAGAUAUAUUUUUCUUUGGAGGGGGAGGGGGGUGGGGAAAGGAGGAAAAAAAUCAAGAAAGUGUUUCACAUGGGUCACCUCUGAUAAGCGCUUCGGCUCGAUGUUCCCAUUCUGUAUCCAAAAUAAGACCAAUAUUACCACGUCCUAAACAAAAUAAAGCGCUUGCACUAGUCGUGAGAAGAAGCCUUUUGGAGGCGAAGUUUCCAUUAACAUCUCAUUCAGCUGAAAAAUCUAGGAAAGACGUUAUGUUAUGGAACCUGUGAAAUUAGCGCUUGAAGAAUGAAGCAUUACUGUGCGUCAGGCGUAAGCGCCCUGCUAGAAAACAAACGAAAAAUCAAAAGAAAUCAUUUUAAAAGCUUAAACUUCAUAGGCGGGACCCGUGACACGCGGCUACUAGUCAAACUCGGCACUGCGCUAUAAUUUACUCGCUCUUAAAUGGUUUCCUUAUUCUUAUUUAUCAGUUGGAUUCUUUUUUAAGUGUCUCGUAUAUGAUUCAAAUGGUUUUGUCAGAAAAGUAUGGUUACAUUGAGAGGAGAGUUCUUUACUUUUGGGAAAGUCAAGGAAAACAUUACAUCGAGGACUCCGGGUCAUCAAAAAGAAAUAUUUAGGGUUGUCUGUCUUUCAAUCGUGUAACAAUUAUGUUGGUUGAGAGGUGAACUGGAGUAAAACCCGUUGCGUGUAGUCGUGCAAGGUUGGAAAAUUGUUAAAUCGUUGAUUUACUCUCGGGCAGACAAUAACUUAGCUAAUACUUUGUGUGUGGAAAAUAAAUAAUUUCGAAGAUAUUAGACAGUUUUCCUCCCCCCAAAAAAGUUAGUAUUUAUUAUAAUUUAUGUGUUUGUUUUUAAACCUUCACCUCAUCUUAAUCGUCAGGAGCAUUGUUUUUUGUUAUUUGUAACUGAGAUCGUUUUCUUUGUUGUAAAAUGGUCUUAGUCACUUAUAGCUAUUUGAAUUCAAAAGUGAAUGUCCUCUUUCACUGCUCGCUAUAAGGACAAAUAUCUUUGAUCGCGAGAAAUAUUUAUCUUGUGUGUUAAAAUGUAAGUUGAGUGUUACAUAGUAAUUAAUGAAACAGGUGUAUUUUGCCAUAGCGAAGGAAACGUAAUAUUCCGAUAUACGUGGGGAGAAUCAAGAUCCUUUAGAUAUUUAUCUGGUGUGAAAAUGCUAGUUGAGAGUUUCACAUAAUUGGUGCUGUGGUUGAUGUUGAGUCCUUUUUUUGUCCUUUGAUAGAAAAAUGAAAUAGAUGGUUUAAGGGUUAUCAAACGACUUCUUACAAAAGCUGAGUUGAAAGAAAGAAGAAUAAGGUUCAGAAAAGAGCCAGAUGAUGAUGAUGACGAUGACGAUGACGAUGACGAUGAUAAUGAUGGUGAUGAUGAUGAUGAUGACGAAAGUGAGGAUGAUGACGAUGACGAUGAUGAUGAUGACGAAGAUGAAGAUAGUGAGCAUCUCGAUGAUGAUGAUGAGGAUGAUGGCGACGAUGAAGUUAGUGACGAUCUCGAUGAUGAUGAUGAUGAUGAAAAUGAGUAA
Pocillopora meandrina is the source of this 5888-nucleotide messenger RNA. Lineage: Eukaryota; Metazoa; Cnidaria; Anthozoa; Scleractinia; Pocilloporidae. The record is from the annotation of a GenBank genome assembly.